Messenger RNA from Daphnia pulicaria, 970 nucleotides. RefSeq names its product alpha-protein kinase 1-like. Lineage: Eukaryota; Metazoa; Arthropoda; Branchiopoda; Diplostraca; Daphniidae. The coding region runs from base 203 to 952 and encodes 249 amino acids. Gene Ontology annotation, molecular function: protein serine/threonine kinase activity; ATP binding. The record is from RefSeq and is a predicted model, not a curated record. Gene Ontology annotation, biological process: protein phosphorylation. The transcript is spliced from 2 exons.
UCGUUUGAUUUUACAUUUGAAUUUCUUGUCUUUGUCUUGAAAUAGACAUCAAACUAAUAUCGCAUUGUUAUAGAAAUGCGCAAUGCUGUAGCCUGUAGCUCUAGUAUGUACGCCCAAUAACAUGUUAGAAUUUUUACAAUGUUUAUACAAGUUUAUUUGUUGAAACAAGCACAGUCACAGACCAAGCAUAAAGACCAUUAAGAUGUCAAAUUUUGCAAGAGAAAACAAUGCGACUAAAGCAACCAUCAGUAUGGAUUCUGUUUUUGCAACAGGUGCAUUCAAAAAUGUGUAUAAAGGAAGAUAUACUGUAGGAGAAAGAGCUGGUGAAGAAUGUGUCUGCAAAAUCUUUAAAUCUGGCAGUGUCUUUGAAGAAUCCUAUUUUCGAGUAGAACUUAAUGUGGUUGCAAAGGCACUUGAAGUUGUCAAUAGCUUCAACAAAGAUAAAGUCAUCAACAAGAGCAUUUGGCUCAAUAAACCAACCAUUUGGACCUUCAUGCCUGGUUCGGGAAGAGAAGGUGAAAAAAAUCUGAUUGAGCCAAUGAUUUCCAACUUUGAAAAAUUCAAUUCUAACACUGGAUGGACUCCGCAAGAAUCGUCUCCUUGGAUCGAUGUGAUGCAAGCUCUUAGUCACUAUUCGUAUCAUUCAAGUAAUCGCCGUCUGCUGUUCUGUGACCUCCAAGGUGGCGUGUACAAGGAUGGAUUUAUCAUCACUGAUCCUGUUAUCAUGUCAACUGCCCAGGAGUAUGGACCAACUGAUCUCGGCGCUGCAGGAAUAUCUACUUUCUUUGCUCGCCACAAGUGCAACAAAUACUGCAAUUCCGGAUGGAUUAUUCCGCAUGAUAGAAAAGUUUAUUUCAAUGUUCAGAAAGGUUCUGCAAUGGUUCUCCCAACCCGCCAAAGUCGUACUCCAUUGACUUUACAAUUAUCAGGCUUGUCUAUUCAAGAAGAAUAAACUGAUUUCCGGAAUGUA